AUGAGCCCCGCGGAGGUCCCCUCGAUAUCGAAUGUAAAACCGCAGUCGGCGGUAAUAAUGGAUGAGAACGCGAUUUGGAGGGCGAUCGCCGUCGGCGUCGCAAUUUUGUUCCUCGCCUGUUUGUACAUUUUUGUCCGUCACUGCGUCAGGUACUUUCAUGGCACAGUCCGGCCUCAAAUCGGGACUUUUUAACAAGUUUUCACGGAAGAGAUUUGAGGAAAAAAAUUGAAGUGAAUAUUCUAGAGGGUACAUUUUUUUCAUCUUAUAAAGGAAGGGUAAUGAAAGAGAUGUUAGAAAGAUGAGAAUAAAAAAAUAAAAGUUUAUUUUAGUUAAGCUAUCAUCGCUCAGAAAAAUCUGCAGAGAGCAGUUUCUUCCGACUUCGGUGAAGCUUUUUUUGGACUUUUUGUAAAUAAUGGCGCCCUCUAUAGAAAUACCUUUUAGAUGUUUUUUUUUUUCAAAACCUCCUAAUCGACUUCAAAAAAUUUUUUCUUUUGAAAAUUUUGAUGUUUUCCGUGCUUCUGAAUGACUAGAAUCACGAAUUCAAGCUUCAGCUAUGUUCUAAAAUGUGCAAGGGGCUCUGAGAAGGAUUUUAUGACCGCUACGAGUUGAAAAGCUCAAUUUUCAUUUCGAGCUUUUUUUUUUGAAUGGUAGAUGAUCACGAAAAACCAUUUUGUCUGAAUGGAGGUCGUCACUAAAAGUCGGAAAUGUCAUUUUCUCGCGAAAAAUUCAUUGGUUAAGAAAAUCAAUUUUUUAUGUCAUCUAAAAGCUAAACACAUUUGAAGAGGAUUUUUCCAAUUUUGAGCGGUCAUACAAUUUUUUACGAGCCAUCCUUUCUGAGUUCAAGCCAGGCCGUGUCCUUUUGAUUCUAAUUAUAGUCGAUGUGCCACGACUUGAAAUUUCAUGGAACGACACUCCGCUUGGCGGCCUUGUGGUCGUGAAAGCGCCUUGCCUUUGCGAAUUUCGGUCGCGCUUCCAUUUUUUCUUUCAUUUGGAAUUUUCACUAUUUUAAUCAUGUUUCAAUAGUUUUCUUCGUGCCAAACUCAUGAUUAUCAUUGCUAGUGGAUAGACUGUUUCAUUAGAAGCAAAUAAAGUUGACUACUUUUUCGAAUUUUUAAGCGAAAAAAAUGCGUUUAUAAUAUUGAUUUAAUGCCGUGAUCAAAGUAAUUUCACGAAAUGCGAAAUAGCCGUCAGAGAAAGAAUAAUAUAACUAAAUUUUUGGAGAGUCAGAGAUCAUUUUGCAUUUCGCGAAAUUACUUUUGAACACGGCAUCAACCUCCCUGACAUGCAACAUUCUUCCUUUUCACUUGUAAUAUUUCAAAUCAUGUAAAAAAAAUAUCCCGAUCAGAAAUAAAACACAAUGAAUGUUUGAACAUUGACGAAUUUUUACUUUAAAAAAAACAGAUACAUAAGUUUAAAGGAAAAAUCAUUAGUUUGUGGCCGAGGUUGGCAAAUUCGCACAAAGCGCUCUAACGCACAAAUCGAAACAGCGGAGUGUCGUUCUAGGAAGUUUCAACUUGUGGCACAUCGACUAUAUAUAUUUUUUUUUUCGGGAAAAGGACUGCUACGAAGAAGAAAAAAGCUUUGAAAAGUAAUUGAAUUUCCGAUAAAUAAAGGAAUGGUUCAGGACGCGCAGCGACUCGCGCCGCAUCCGCAAGUACGACAUAGUCUCGGCGAAAGACCUGCAAGGCCGGCCGGCUCUGAUGGAAGAUACCGACAGCGAGGACGACCUCUUCGGAAACACCGACCGGGUCAACCUCGUCAAGUCUUCUGGUUGA
Caenorhabditis auriculariae is the source of this 1775-nucleotide messenger RNA. Lineage: Eukaryota; Metazoa; Nematoda; Chromadorea; Rhabditida; Rhabditidae. The record is from the annotation of a GenBank genome assembly.